AUGCUGGACUUCCGGACGUCGGGGUUCAACCCUUACAGCGUCAAGUACUCGCCCUUCUUCGACUCGCGUCUCGCAGUCAGCGCCGGCGCCAACUUCGGCCUUGUCGGCAAUGGACGCCUAUACGUGUUGAACCUCACGGCGAACGGGAUUGUAUGCGAAAAGUUUUUCGAGACACAAGAUUGCUUGUUCGACCUGGCGUGGUCUGAGCAACAUGAGAAUCAGCUCUUGACGGCGGGAGGGGACGGCUCGAUCAAGCUGUUUGAUAUCGGGGUCGGGGAGUUUCCAGUAGCAGGAUGGCAAGAGCAUUCAAGAGAAGUUUUCGCGGUACAUUGGAACUUGAUCGAGAAGCAGACAUUUUUGUCGUCAAGCUGGGAUGGGACGGUGAAGAUAUGGACACCCGAAAGGAAAGAGAGCUUGAUGACCUUGCCGGUGCACUCUUGUGUGUACUCCGCGGAGUACAGUCCACAUCAUCCCCAGAUUGUCACAUGCGUCUCGAGAGACUCGCACUUGAGGGUGUUUGACCUGAGAGCCAAGCCAAGCUCGCAGUAUCACCUGAGUCUCGCUAUACCGAUCCAUGCUCAGCCAAAGGUCCCAAUCCCAGGCUUUCAGAGCCAAAGUCCCGGCCCGACUGAAUGUCUCACCCAUGAUUGGAACAAAUAUCGGGACUCAGUUCUGGCAUCAGCAGGCGUGGACGGCGUGAUAAGGACGUUUGAUCUGCGCUCCCCGUCCGGGCCUGUCAAUGCUCUGCUCGGACAUCAGUACGCGGUGCGAAGAGUCAGCUGGAGUCCACAUCUGAGCGAUGUCCUCCUGAGCGCCAGCUACGACAUGACCUGCCGAGUAUGGACAGACGGUAGUAACGUGGAUCAAGGCGGUGGCGGCGCCGGUAUUGGCAAAGAGAUGGGUCUGAUGGAUAAGCACACUGAAUUCGCUAUGGGCGUAGACUGGUGUCUAUUCGGUGCCGAAGGUUGGUGCACAACUUGCGCUUGGGACGAGAGAGUGCUGGUAUGGGAUGUGAGGGAAUAUAUGCGACCAUGA
Molecule: messenger RNA, 1035 nt
Organism: Lecanosticta acicola
Lineage: Eukaryota; Fungi; Ascomycota; Dothideomycetes; Mycosphaerellales; Mycosphaerellaceae
Source: the annotation of a GenBank genome assembly